Messenger RNA from Saccharomyces mikatae IFO 1815, 1734 nucleotides. RefSeq names its product dolichyl-P-Glc:Glc1Man(9)GlcNAc(2)-PP-dolichol alpha-1,3-glucosyltransferase (gene ALG8). The coding region runs from base 1 to 1734 and encodes 577 amino acids. Gene Ontology annotation, biological process: protein N-linked glycosylation. Gene Ontology annotation, molecular function: dolichyl pyrophosphate Glc1Man9GlcNAc2 alpha-1,3-glucosyltransferase activity. The record is from RefSeq and is a predicted model, not a curated record. The transcript has a single exon. Gene Ontology annotation, cellular component: endoplasmic reticulum membrane. Lineage: Eukaryota; Fungi; Ascomycota; Saccharomycetes; Saccharomycetales; Saccharomycetaceae.
AUGAAGGGUGAUCGUUCGAGACAAAACAUUGCUGUGACGAAGAAGGCAAAGUCAAAAAAAAAUGAGGAGCCAAAGAAGGCUCUGAAGACUGCCGCGUUCGAAAAAGGUGAGGGGUCCAAGCGCUAUUCCUUGUGGAAUUUCUGGAUAAGCACAUUGUUUUUGAAAUUGCUAUUGAUCCCAGACUAUUUUAGUACCGAUUUUGACGUACAUAGAAAUUGGUUGGCAAUCACUAAUAAAUUGCCUAUUAGUGAAUGGUAUUACGAGCAUACUAGUCAAUGGACGUUAGACUAUCCUCCAUUUUUUGCCUAUUUUGAAUGGUUUCUAUCGCAAUUUGUUCCUAAAGUUGUUCGUGAUGAUGGUUGUUUGGAUAUCGUAGAGGUAGGAAAGUUUGGUUUACCAACUAUUGUCUUCCAAAGACUUACUGUCAUCUUCAGUGAAAUUCUACUAUACGCUGUCCUUCAAAUAUACAUUAAUACAACAAAACUAAGUGAACGAUCUCAAAGUUUUGUUGUCGCUUCUAGCAUAGUUCUAUCACCUGGAUUUUUAAUGAUAGAUCACAUACACUUCCAAUAUAAUGGUUUCCUCUUUGCCAUUCUAAUAGGUUCCAUUGUUGCUGCCAAAAAUAAAAAAUACCUGCUGUGUGCCUUUCUGUAUACCACUGCUAUAUGUUUCAAGCAUAUAUUCUUAUAUUUAGCUCCAUGCUAUUUUGUGUUCCUUUUGAGAGCAUACGUUCUCAAUGUCAACAAUUUUAAAUUUAAAAGUUACAAAGAUUUUUUGUUUUUAAUUAGGUGGGCUAAUCUUUUUAAAUUAGGUAGCAUUGUCAUUGGGAUAUUCACUAUUUGCUUCGUACCGUUUGCUCAUCAAAUGCCGCAAGUGCUGAGUAGACUAUUCCCGUUUUCAAGAGGAUUAACGCACGCAUAUUGGGCACCAAACUUCUGGGCAUUGUAUUCAUUUAUGGAUAAGAUACUUACUACAGUAAUGCUCAAAUUGCCGUACGUCCAUACUUUUGCCACAAAGUUCAUCAAACCGCCCCUAAUACCUCAGAAUAUCAAAGAGAUUAAUGAAAGGCUUGCGGCAAACAAUAACGGAAGUAAAGGGCUAGUUCAGGACGUAUUUUUUGUUAUUCUCCCUCAAAUUCCUCCAAAAUUGACGUUUAUUUUAACCUUAUUCUACCAGAAUUUAGCAGUACUUCCUCUUUUGUUUGACCCAUCAUUUAAAAGAUUUGUUGGCUCAUUAACUCUUUGUGGCUUGGCUUCAUUUUUAUUUGGAUGGCAUGUGCAUGAAAAGGCUAUAAUGUUAGUCAUCAUUCCGUUCACGUUUCUUGUUGGAUUUGAUCGUCGUCUUUUGGUUCCUUUUAUGCUUGUUGCCUCUGCAGGUUAUGUUUCUUUGUACCCGCUUCUUUACAAGGGUCAAGAUUAUUUCAUCAAAACGUUAUACACAUACGUUUGGUUCAUAAUUUAUUUUGCGGCUUUUAGGAAAACUACAAAGAUUUCUUCAAGUGUGGAAAGAAGAAUUUUUUUCUUGGAUCGAUUGGCAUUAACUUACAUCUUUUCAUUAUUACCUAUGGUAACCGUAUUACAAAUACUAGACAAAGUCAAAUGGAGGUAUUCAUUUUUACAAAAAUUUGAAUUUUUAGGAUUGAUGAUAUAUAGUGUCUAUUGUUCAUUAGGUAUAAUCAGCUCAUGGUUUGCCCUGUCGUGGUUGUAUAAUUUUGACGAAUUACUAUGGCAGUGA